CUCGCUUUUCCAUAUUCCUAUCUAGACGACAAACUUCGCUUUGCUCCGGAAUCAAUUAGGAGCAGGGUUCUUAUUCUAGGAGAGCGACAUCAAUUGCUAGUAACUAACUAGGUUUUGGAUUUCUUAACACAUAUACAGUGUUGGGGCCAAAGGAGGACCCAGGAUUUGAAGGUCACGGGUGCACUUUUGAAUUCGACCAAAAUCUGCUUUAUAUAUAAGUAGGGCAAAGAUGACUCUAUCGGAAGAGGAGCUCUCGAGACUUUUCAGAGUUCGUAGGACACUGAUGGAAAUGUUGGCGGAUAGGGGUUACCUUGUUGGAGAGUUUGAGAUAAAUAUGUCAAAACAUCAGUUUCUUCAGAAGUAUGGUGAGAAUAUGAAGAGAGAUGACCUUGUUAUUCAGAAAGCCAAGCGCAACAAUAGUUCUGAGCUGAUAUAUGUGUUCUUUCCAGAGGAGGCAAAGGUUGGUGUUAAGACAAUGAAAACUUAUACGGAGCGCAUGAAAAAAGAAGAUGUCUUCCAGGCAAUUCUCGUUGUACAACAAAAUUUGACUCCCUUUGCUCGUACCUGCAUUUCUGAAAUAUCUACAAAAUUCCAUUUGGAGGUUUUCCAGGAAGCAGAGCUGUUGGUAAACAUAAAAAAUCAUGUUCUAGUUCCGGAGCACCAGCCACUUACUCCUGAAGAAAAGAAGACCUUGUUGGAACGAUAUACUGUGAAAGAAACACAGCUUCCUCGAAUUCAGAUAACGGAUCCUAUUGCUAGAUAUUAUGGGCUAAAACGGGGCCAAGUCGUGAAGAUUAUCAGACCAAGUGAGACUGCAGGCCGUUAUAUUACUUACCGAUAUGUGGUUUGAGUUAGUUUUGACGUUUUCACCAGUUGAAAUGUAAGCACUGACCAAAAAAGUCAAGUGAUGUAGUUGUUUCCUUCCCAUUUUCUUCCUGUUUUUCUUUUCAUAUGAAAUUAUGAGAGACCAAUUUAUAUGUAAACUACACCUCUGGGCUCUGCA
Messenger RNA from Nicotiana tabacum (common tobacco), 1003 nucleotides. Its product is annotated as DNA-directed RNA polymerases II and IV subunit 5A. Gene Ontology annotation, cellular component: RNA polymerase III complex; RNA polymerase II, core complex; RNA polymerase I complex. The record is from RefSeq and is a predicted model, not a curated record. Gene Ontology annotation, biological process: transcription elongation by RNA polymerase I; tRNA transcription by RNA polymerase III; transcription by RNA polymerase II. Lineage: Eukaryota; Viridiplantae; Streptophyta; Magnoliopsida; Solanales; Solanaceae. Gene Ontology annotation, molecular function: DNA binding.